CCCCAUCAUCUCUCUCCUUCCCUCCUUCCUUUCGCCUUUUGUUAUCCGAACUAAUCCCCUUGUCUGUCUGUCCACAGGAGUGCCUCAGUACACAAGGAUCGUCGAGGAAUCUGGUGAGGAUGUGAUCUUCGAUGAGGUGUUGGAGUGGCCCGUAGGCAGGUGUGUGGAACCCGGGGAGGAAGUUCAGGUGCAGUUGCAAGCCUACAACAAGUAUUUUAGCAACAGGAGUCUUGCAAAUUAUGGCUUCGUGUUGCAAAGGCUGGUCGGCGAGGGCGCGGUGGUCGUCACUGACCACAUGACGGACGCAAAUAAUAAACUGGUGAAGAUCCUCAUUUCCUUCGAGGCUCGCUACAUCCCGCCGCCCGGAGGAGGAAGGGAAGGGCGCAGACGCAGGCACAGUGGAGCUAGAGUCGAGGAGGACGUCUUCGGAGGAAUAGAAGGAGGAGAAGGAAGCCCAGGAGGAGAAGGAGGAGGUAUAGAAGGAGGAAGAGGACUAGACAGAAGGAGAGGAAGUGGAGAUGGAGCUGGAGGUGUAGAAGGAAGGAGAGGAGGACCGGAGAGAGGAAGAAGAGGAGGAGGAGGUGGAGGAGGAGCAGCACUAGACAGAGGUGGAGGAGGACCUUUCUGGGAUGGAGACGUGAGCAGCGACUUCCAGGAAGGAGGGGGAUACGGAAGCGGGUUGGAGGACGACAAGCAGAUGCUCCUCGAUGUGGAACAGAAUAUCGCCAACCUCGAGAGGAACAUUAGCAUGCAGGAAAAACACUCGGGGAUGAUGAGGGGAAGGAAGAGCAAAGAGAACUCGCCGGAGAUGCAGAAGAAGAGCCGAGGCUUCGCGGGCAUGAAGGCCGUCCGCUCGCUGGUGCGCCUCGGCCGCCAGCGGUCCCGCAGCGCCGGCGCCGACGACGACGAGCGCUGCGGACUCAAGGACGCGGACCACAACGACGUGCACGCCCGCGACCUCAGCCGCCCGCCCUCCGCCUGCUCCACCAUCUCCGACAACGAGUCCACUUGCUCCGUCUCCACCAACGUCAAGGCCAAGAGACACAAAUCCGAGACCGUGAACUCCACUCCUGCAGAACUCAAAGCUCAGGACUUCCAGGUAUGCAUAACAAUAAUUGAAGCGCGACAACUGGCGGGCCUCAACAUGGACCCUGUGGUGUGUGUGCAAGUUGGAGACCAGAAGAAAUACACGUCUGUGAAGGAGUCUACGAACUGCCCUUACUACAAUGAGUAUUUCGUGUUUGACUUCCACAUGGCCCCGGCUAUGCUGUUCGACAAGAUAAUUACGUUAACGGUCUUGCAAUGUCGGAACAUCCUCCGCUCCAACAAGGUCCUCGGGAGUUUUAAGCUGGACGUAGCAACCGUGUGGUCACAGCCAGAGCACCAGUUCUACCACAAAUGGGCGCUGCUCACCGACCCAGAUGACAUCACGGGCGGGCCCAAGGGUUACCUCAAGUGUGACAUCUGCGUGGUGGGCAAAGGAGACGCUAUAAAGGCCCCCUUGAGGAACGAUAAAGAUGAGGACGAUAUUGAGGGAAACCUACUGCUGCCCGACGGAGUGCCAGCAGAGAGGCAGAGGGCCAAGUUCAUCGUCCGCAUCUAUCGGGCCGACGGACUCCCCAAGAUUAAUUCCUCGAUCAUGGCCAACGUUAAAAAGGCCUUCACGGGCGAUUCCAAGGACCUGAUUGACCCCUAUCUGCAGGUCUCCUUCGCCGGACUCUCGCCCCAACACAGCCUCCCCGACGUGUUCCUGUGGAUGAUCAGCGGCGGGAAGCGAGUGGCCUACCAGCGCAUCCCCACCAGGCAUCUCAUCUACUCGCCGGUUGACCUGGAGAGAGGGAAGUCCUGCGGCGUGACCCAGACCCUCUUCCUCAAGCUCCCCGGGCGCAAGUCGAGCGGGCCAGGCGGCUGGGCCAUCCAGGCCAAGCUGCAGAUCUACCUGUGGCUGGGCAUGAUGAAGCACAAGAAGCACUUCCUGCCCGGCAUACCCAAGGGCUACGAGAUGCCUUACGAGCUGCGCAACAUCGAGAGGACCAUGACGCUGCCGCCCAUCACGCUGCACUACACGCAGAAACAGAUCUUCCAGCUGCGCGCGCACAUGUACCAGGCCAGGUCACUCAUCGCCUCCGAUAAUUCAGGUCUCUCUGACCCCUUCGCGCGGGUCAUCAUCGGAGAGCACUGUCGAGAGACUCAGGUGAUCGACGAGACGCUGAGCCCGACGUGGGAUGAGAUGCUGGUCCUCGACGACAUCCUCGUCUACGGGACCAAGGAGGAGAUGAAAGCUCAGCCUCCGCUCAUCGUGGUCGAGAUUUUUGAUCAGGAUAAAGUGGGCAAGUCGGAAUUCAUCGGGCGAGCGCUGGCACGACCGCACAUCAAGCUCCGAGAGGAAGCUUACGAACGACCUCACCUCGAAUGGCACGACCUGUUUCGCGGGACGGACCACGCCGGGGAGCUGCUGGCGACCUUCGAGCUCCUGCAGUUCCAGGACGGCGAGGAGGAGGGUGACGUCAUCGCCGUGCCGCAGGCCAAGGAGUGCCACGGGGGGGACAGCGGGCCCCUCAUGCCAGUGCCACGGGGCAUCAGGCCUACGCUCGCCAAGUACAGGCUGGAGGUGUUGUUCUGGGGCCUUCGCGACCUGAAGCGCAUCCACCUCCUGACGGUGGAUCGGCCGCGGGUGGACGUGGAGGUCGCCGGCCACAUCAUCCAGUCAGCCGUGAUCACGUCGGCGCGGAGGAACCCCAACUUCACGAAUCCCGUGAAGUACAUUGAUCUGGAACUCCCGGAGCAAGAGCUGUACUGCCCUCCAAUCACCAUCCGGGUCGUGGAUUGUCGGAGCUUCGGGAGGUUCACUCUGGUCGGGACGCACAUCAUCUCGAACCUGCACCGCUACACGUGGACGCCGACGACGAGGCGGGAGAAGGAGGCGGCGCGGAAUGCGUCGCUGGUGCAGUUGCAAGGAGACGACCCGAACGGCGUGGGGAACAACAACGCUCUCGUCCCCAACAACGUCCACGGCGGAGGCGGAGGCGGAGGCGGUGGAGGCGGUGGAAGCGUGGCCUACAGAGGGAACCACGAGCGAAUUCCACUCCUGCAGAAGGACACGAUCAUCACCAUCGACUAUGGAUCUGGCGCCGUUUCCAAGCUCGUGGGGGUGACGAAGAAGGAGAAAGCAGAAGCGAACAGAAGACGAAAGCAGAGUUUAGACAUAGAAGAGGAGGAAGAGGAGAACAGGGAUUGGUGGACGAAGUACUUCGCGUCGCUGGAGGCUGUGGCCAUUCAACAGCAGGAGAGCAGGGGGGCGAGAGAGCGAGCAGACAACCCCGACGGCGAGCAGACGCAGCCAGCAGGCACCCCUUUCGGCUCCACGCGGCGAGUUGCGGCGACUCGCCCGACAGACGUCAUACCGGGAGACCUGGAGACGGAAUUCAAUGGUUUCCGCGAGUGGCUUCACACCUUCGAGCUGUACCGCGGCAAGAAAACCGGGGACGAACUGGAGGAUGAGAACCGGGUCGUCGGGAAGUUCAAGGGCUCCCUCAAGCUGUACAGGUGGCCUCUCCCAAAGGACAUUGAGGACACGACCAUCACAGGAGGCGACCCGCAGUACGGGUUCUUCCAGGGCCUUCCCUCCAACGACCCCAUCCACGUCCUGGUGAGAGUGUACGUGGUCCGUGCUUGUGACCUUCAUCCCAUGGACCUUAAUGGCAAGGCCGACCCUUACAUCCUGAUCUACCUCGGGGGCAAGAAAGUGUCGGACAAGGAGAACUACAUUUCGAAGCAAUUGAAUCCCGUCUUUGGCAAGUGUUUCGAGAUCGAGGCCACCUUCCCCCAGGACUCGAUGCUGACGGUGCAGGUCCUCGACUGGGACCUCGUGGGCUCGGACGACAUGAUCGGAGAGACGAAGAUCGACCUCGAGAACCGGUUCUAUUCCCGACACCGAGCGACGUGCGGCCUCGCCUCCAGAUACGAGACGACGGGCUACAACCAGUGGCGAGACCCGAUGAAGCCCACGCAGAUCCUGGCCCGUCUCUGCAAGGAAGGACGCCUCGACGGACCUCACUACGGGCCAGGGAAGGUCAGGAUCGGCCCCAAGACCUUCACGCUGCAGGCUGACGACGAGCACGACCCCGGCAGGUUCCGGAUGAUAGGUAUGAUUGCGAGCGAAGAGCAGCUGGCACUCGCCGUUCUGCACCGCUGGGAGGAAGUGCCAAAGGUGGGGUGCCGCUUGGUGCCGGAGCACAUCGAGACGAGGCCCCUGUACAACCCCGAUAAGCCAGGCAUUGAGCAGGGCAAGAUCGAGAUGUGGGUGGACAUGUUCCCGAUGGACAUGCCGCUGCCGGGCCCGCCCCUCGACGCCACGCCCAGGAAGCCCAAGAGCUACGAGCUGCGCGUCAUCAUCUGGAACACCGACGACGUGGUCCUCGAGGACGACGCCUUCUUCACCGGCGAGAAGAUGUCGGACAUCUACGUCAAGGGGUGGCUCAAGGGCCCCGAGGACACCCAGUGCACCGACAUCCACUACCGGUCGUUAACGGGCGAAGGAAAUUUCAACUGGAGGUUCGUGUACCCCUUCGAGUACCUUGUGGCCGAGGAGAAGAUCGUCAUCAGUCGCAAGGAGUCGCUGUUUUCGUGGGAUGAGACGGAGUGCAAGAUCCCGGCGAGGCUGGAGUUGCAGGUCUGGGACGCCGACCACUUCUCUGCCGACGACUUCCUUGGCGCCAUCACCCUCGACCUGAACCGCUUCCCUCGCGGCGCCAAGAACUCCAAGCUGUGCACCCUGGACAUGCUCAAGACAGACGGUUCGGUCCCCAUGGUCAACAUCUUCAAGCAGAGGCGAGUCAAGGGCUGGUGGCCUUUCUACAUCAAGAAGGAGAACGAGGAGAUGGAACUGACGGGAAAGGUCGAGGCCGAGAUUCACCUGCUGACGAAGGACGAGGCGGAGAAGAACCCGGCUGGGCUCGGGCGCAACGAGCCGGAUCCUCUGGAGAAGCCAAACCGCCCCGACGCCUCCUUCAUGUGGUUCCUCAACCCUCUGAAGAGCAUCAGGUACAUCAUUUGGCACAACUACAAGUGGGCCAUCAUCAAGAUCCUCGUCUUCUUCGCUCUGACCAUCUUCUUCGUCCUCUUCUUCUACUCCGUUCCGGGAUUCACGGUCAAGAAGAUUCUGGGAGCGUAAACAAAACGGAGAUUCUUGGGAAUCUGAAGAAAACGGAGAUUCUGGAAACGCGGAGAAAAUGGUGAGUCUUGGAGUCUGAAGAAAAGAUUCUGGGAAUCUGAAGAAAACAGAGAUUCAUGGAGAGUGAAGAAAACGGAGAUUCUGGGAACGUGAAGGAAAUGGAGAUUCUUGGAGGGCGAAAAAAAUGGAGAUUCUUGGAGAGU
Molecule: messenger RNA, 5376 nt
Organism: Penaeus monodon (black tiger shrimp)
Lineage: Eukaryota; Metazoa; Arthropoda; Malacostraca; Decapoda; Penaeidae
Product: otoferlin-like
Biological process (GO): plasma membrane organization
Cellular component (GO): membrane
Source: RefSeq, a predicted model, not a curated record